GCACAAUCGCGUUCGUCUAUAAAAUCAAAAUAACGCACACACGGGUUUAUUCCUUGUCCAGCGGAGUUUUGUGUAGGAGAAGAAAAUGAACAAGAACAUUUGGAUACGUCUUGCUUGGGCAUUUGUGCUCGUUUUUGAAACAGUGAAAACGGUCCAGGGGCUUAAAUGCUAUGAGUGCGAUGACUGUGUCGAUCCGUUUAACAAAAACAAGGCAACGGAAGUCACGUGUGAUACCAGUUGCGGAAAAGCAAAAGAGACGACAGGGAGUAACCAAGCGGUUGCAAGAGGGUGUCUUGACAAAAAGAUUGACAAUGGAUGUGCUACUGGAGAAUUCAAGAAGGUAAAGGGCAGUAUUUGUGCCUGCAACAAGGACCUGUGUAACGCCGGGAACCAGCCCCAGGUGUCUAUCAUUCCGGUGGUGGCAGGAGCAGCUGCAGUCCUUACAAAGCUGCUACUGAAGCAGCUUUAAGUCUGUUUAUAGCAUUCUGUUGACUUGCAUGUCUCGAUUGUAUGAACACUCUUUGCUUGUGUAAUGAUUCGUAAUAAUAACAUACAACUUGACUGAUAUUAACAAAAUACCCGCUGGACUGGUUAUAUAAUCUUAUUUAGUCAAAUGACGCAUACAAUUCAAACAUUAAACAUUAACAUAUAUAUAUAAAUACAUUUUACCCAGCCAGCUUAUAAUACCCGUAGCCAUUGUUUUGUAAAUGAAAUCUUUGAUGUUGGGAUAAUCUUUGAGUGGUGUUUAUAUUAAUAUUUUAUUAACAAUGGACUUAUAAUCAUACCAGGAGCACAUUAGCUCUUAAAGCAAACACGGAUACAUGCAGAUUUUGUAUUAUAUUAUAUUCAGUUGUAUUGUAAUAUAAUAUUUGUUUUAAUUGUUUUAAAACGGUGGGGUUAUUUUAUGGCAAGGAUACGCUGAUACAACAAAUUAACGCUGAAGAAUGUAAACCAACUGUCUUUUAUCGCUAUCUACAUUGUGCUGUUACAAUUUUUUGUAUUAUUACUUAUAUCUUUUUUUCCCAUUCAUAUACUGUAUACUUAUACCUACUAAUGUUCUAUACUGUUAGUAAUUUUGUCAUUUGUAUACAUUGUAGUUUCAAUUAUAGAAGUUUACACCAUAUCAUCAGCACUUCUAACUGACAGAAGAGAGACAUAGCAUAAGCUUCGAGCUCUUUUCUCGAUUCUGUCAAAUUGUACUUUGCAGUCUUAAUGCUAAGCAAUCUAUCAAUGUCUACAUGUUUAAAUUUUUAUUCAAAAUUAGUAUGUAUGUUUUGUAUUGUAUUGCUAACAUGUGUUUGCGAAUAACUGAAUAAAUAUUGUUUAAACCA
Messenger RNA from Dreissena polymorpha, 1331 nucleotides. RefSeq names its product protein quiver-like. The transcript is spliced from 3 exons. The record is from RefSeq and is a predicted model, not a curated record. NCBI's taxonomy places the organism in Eukaryota, Metazoa, Mollusca, Bivalvia, Myida, Dreissenidae. Gene Ontology annotation, biological process: regulation of synaptic transmission, cholinergic; sleep; positive regulation of voltage-gated potassium channel activity. The coding region runs from base 86 to 469 and encodes 127 amino acids.